UGAAAGCCCCCCACCAGAAAGAUCAGUUCCCCGAGAUCCUAAAUCAUCAGACCUUAAAGAAGAUCUGUUUGGUGAAUUAAAGUUUAAAUUCUGGAGAAGAGGGAGCAGAGCCAGGCCCAAGGCCAACCCACUGACAGGCCCCUUCCCUCAGAGAGCUUGACUUACAAGGCCUCACUGACUCAUGCCCAGGGUGUCUCCACUGGGGACAUGGGAGCUUCCCAGGUGCUGCAUGUCCAUUUGGAGGACAGAGGAAUCAGCAUGGAGCAGCGGCAGGAGCGCUGGGUUCCUAAGCAUGUCUUAAGGAGGUGCCAGGAUAAGAAUUUCCCACCAGCUGCAGAGAGAGUGAGCCCUCCGGGCCCCAAAGCAGAAGAGUGUGGUGGAGGGGAUGCAGGGUUGGGGACAUCCCAACCUAGAAGGAAGAGUUUCCCUACUCAGGACAUGGCAUUAGAGGAGAUGCUUGGGAGCAAGUCUUCCCAGACCCCAUCACAGAAGGGACAGCCUCCUCCUGAGAGCCUCUUCAGGAAAAAAAUGAACCACUUUUUGCAAUGGCUUCAUCCCAGGAUAAAAGGCAAAAGGCAAGAAAAUUCCCAGGAAAAGGGCAGCCCCAUUUCAUCUGAGCAGAGCAGAGGCCUAGUUACAAGGAGAGCUGCUGUUACUGGGACAACCAAAGCUCAGAAGAUCAUGACAGACACUGGGAAGUUCCCAGAGGAGAAACUGGGGUGUCAGCAUGUGAUAGAUACCACCUGUCCUCGAGAGGCCCUUCCCUCGCCGAGGAAGUUUGGGAAAACUCAGCAGAAGGCAGAAGUGCAGGCCCAGGCAGAGCCGGUCCAGGGGCAUCCUUCCAACUAUAGUGCUCCCUCCUGUAAAGUGACAAACACCAAGUCCUGCCGCCAGGAAGCUGUUUUUGCUGGCCAGAGUUAUCCUGCAAGCAUUAGACAAAUCAGAGAUGACGACAGACACCCCCAGAAAGUUGUGGCAUUUAAGGACCAUCUAUUGUGUCAGAAGCAUCCCUCAUCUGUGCCCUGCAGGGAGCCUGUGCCCCAUCCAAGCCCCACCUGCAGGCGUCAAGCCAGCCAGGGGCCUCUGGCCGCUCUCACCACUGCUGAAGACAGAAAAAUGCUUCUCCAGAAUUCCCACGGAGGAAAAUUUCCCACCCCAAAAUAAUUCCUUCCUUGAAGAGAAUAUUGAUUCUCCCCAAUCAAUGUCUCUGUAAUAGUGGUGUCUUUUCCGUGUACUGUGCUGGGGGCAUGAGUUUUAGGUACCUCAGGGCUUGUGCUUAGGGAAAGGAAGGAGUUAGUUCAUCUCUUACUGAUUGCUUCCUUUGGCUUCUAAAAGGUGACCCAUCCCCUGGAGCUCUUUUUGAGAAAUAGAUACAGAAGUAGAUAUAG
Ceratotherium simum simum (southern white rhinoceros) is the source of this 1388-nucleotide messenger RNA. Lineage: Eukaryota; Metazoa; Chordata; Mammalia; Perissodactyla; Rhinocerotidae. The record is from RefSeq and is a predicted model, not a curated record.